Molecule: messenger RNA, 2256 nt
Organism: Nerophis lumbriciformis (worm pipefish)
Lineage: Eukaryota; Metazoa; Chordata; Actinopteri; Syngnathiformes; Syngnathidae
Source: RefSeq, a predicted model, not a curated record
AUGGCGGCCGUACAAGGCGGUAUGGCCGACGAUGUUGAAAUGAAGGAGAUUAAAACAGAACCACCCGCUGAUGCCGUCGUAAACAACAAUGCUAAUGACGGAAGGGUACUUUCUACGUCGUCCGGGCCCGGAUCUACUGUUGAAAGUAACAAACCAGUGACAGGAGCUCUAGAGGAGAAGCAGACAUUGCUGGCAAUUCUGCAAUUCCUUAAAAAAAACCAACUGUCUGAGUCUGUCGAUAUUUUACGUCGCGAAGCUGGAUUACCCCCGGAAUUGUUCGACGUGAAAGCAGGCGACACUUCCUCGGGUUCUGGAGGUCCAACUGGGACUGUUGAAGGAGGAGGUGUGGAAGCUAACGCUCUACUGAGCCGAGUGACAUCCUCCUCCGGAGCCCAGGCGCCAACCAUAACUUGUAUUUCAGUGCCUCCUGCAGAGGACCAGCCAGAUGUGAGUGUGGUAUUGUCUGCUUACAGCCAGCAGGGAGAUCCAGCACUCUAUGAGGUUUAUUACAGCAGCUUGAAAAAGUUUAUUGAAACGGUUUUGGAUUGUCAUAGAGCAGAACUGUCCCAGGUUUUCUACCCACUUUUUGUACACAUGUACCUGGAACUGGUAUACAACAACCAUGAGAAUGUGGCCAAGGCGUUCUUUGAAAAGUUCAGCGGGGAUCAAGAGUGUUAUUACAGGGAAGACCUUCAAAUAUUGUCGGGUUUGACAAAGAAGGAGCACAUGAGGGGGAAUGAGACUCUACUGGACUUCCGCACGAGCAAGUUUGUCCUGCGAAUAUCCCGUGAUUCAUAUCAAUUGCUCAAGAGGCACUUGCAGGAGCGCCAGAACAAUCAGAUCUGGAACAUCAUCCAGGAGCACCUCUACAUUGACAUCUUUGAUGGCAUGCCACGCAGCAAGAGCCAGAUUGAUGCUAUGUCUGGUAGUCUGGCUGGAGAAGGCAAGAGAGAAGCAAAUAAAGCAAAGGUUUAUUAUGGAUUGCUUAAGGAACCUGAAAUAGAAUUGCCACUUGAUGAUGAGGAUGAGGAAGCGGAAAAUGAGGAGGGUAAACCCAAGAAGAAGAAACCCAAAAAGGACAGCAUGGGUUCCAAGAGUAAGAAGCAGGAUCCCAAUGCACCUUCACAAACAAGGAUACCUCUUCCAGAACUAAAAGACUCAGAUAAACUAGACAAGAUCAUGUACAUGAAAGAGGCAACCAAGAGGAUCAGACUGGGACCAGAUAACCUCCCAUCCAUUUGCUUUUACUCUUUCCUCAAUGCGUACCAGGGUUUAACUGCUGUAGACUUCACAGAUGACUCCAGUUUGAUUGCAGGCGGCUUCGCUGACUCAUCAGUAAGAGUGUGGAGUGUCACUCCCAAAAAACUUCGCAAGGUCAAGUCAGCAGCAGACUUAAAUCUGAUUGAUAAAGAGUCAGAUGAUGUGCUGGAGAGGAUCAUGGAUGAAAAGACAGCCAGUGAAUCCAAGAUCCUGUAUGGGCACAGCGGUCCCGUUUAUGGUAUCAGCUUUAGUCCAGACAGGAACUACCUGCUAUCGAGUUCGGAAGAUGGUACAGUGAGGCUGUGGAGUCUCCAAACCUUUACCUGUCUGGUGGGUUACAAAGGUCAUAACUACCCCGUGUGGGACACCCAGUUUUCUCCUCAUGGGUACUAUUUUGUCUCUGGGGGACAUGACAGAGUUGCCCGUCUAUGGGUUACAGACCACUAUCAACCUCUACGCAUGUUCGCUGGUCAUCUGGCAGACAUCACUUGCACCCGCUUCCACCCCAACUCUAACUACGUGGCAACAGGAUCCUCCGACCGUACAAUCCGGCUGUGGGAUGUUCUGAAUGGGAAUUGUGUUCGCAUCUUCACUGGUCACAAGGGUCCGAUCCAUGCGCUGUCAUUCUCUCCCAAUGGAAAGUUUUUGGCUUCUGGGGCAACUGAUGGAAGAGUUCUUCUUUGGGACAUUGGUCACGGACUCAUGAUUGGAGAGCUCAAAGGCCAUACAGACACCAUCUUCUCUCUCAGGUUCAGCAGGGAUGGUGAAAUUCUGGCCUCUGGCUCUAUGGAUAACACGGUUCGUUUAUGGGAUGCAAUGAAAGCAUUUGAUGAUUUGGAGACAGACGAUUUCACCGCAACGACAGGACACAUUCAUUUACAAGAUAACUCGCAGGAACUUCUGCUUGGUUGCUACACAACUAAAUCCUCUCCAGUCCUACACCUUCACUUCACCCGCAGAAACCUGCUGUUGGCAGCCGGUGCUUACAAUCCAUAA